CUGUGUGGGAGGAGUGCUGUCAGGCUGUGAGUUCGAUGAGGUUCCUUCCAGACCUUUCCCCCAUCACUUGGUUGCUCCUCAUCACUUUCCUGAGCCUCCUGGUGCUCUAUGGGAUAUGGCCCUACCAGACCUUCAAGAAGCUGGGCAUUCCUGGCCCACAGCCUGUGCCAUUUUUGGGAACAUUCAUGGGGUAUCGACAGGGGCUCCUGAAUUUUGAUCAGAUGUGCUUUGAAAAAUAUGGUAAAAUCUGGGGGAUUUUUGAUGGCAGGCAGCCCAUAAUGGCUAUUCUGGACCCCGGGCUCAUCAAAACCAUCUUGGUGAAGGAGUGCUAUAGCACUUUUACCAAUCGCAGGGUCUUUGGUCUGAGUGGGAGACUGGAGUCAGCUGUUAGCAUGGCUGUGGAUGACCAGUGGAAAAGGAUUCGCACUGUGUUGUCCCCAACAUUCACCAGCGGGAAGCUGAAAGAGAUGUUCCCUAUCAUUGAGAGCUAUGGUGAAAAAUUAGUGAAAAACAUUGAGAAGAAAGUGGCUAACGAAGAGCUCUUGGACAUGAAGAACAUUUUUGGAGCCUACAGCAUGGAUGUGGUGGCCAGCACUUCUUUCAGUGUGGAUGUUGACUCCAUGAGCAAACCCAAUGACCCCUUUGUCACCAACAUUAGGAAAUUUCUCAAGUUCAGUUUCCUAAGCCCAUUAUUGAUGUUCAUAGUGUUGUUCCCCUUCAUGAUCCCAGUGCUGGAAAAGAUGAAUGUGACGCUGUUAUCUAAUGAAGUCAUGGACUUCUUUGAUGUCUUCUUCAUGAAAAUGAAGAAGGAACGGGAAAAAGGGUACCACAUGGACCGAGUGGACUUCCUGCAGCUGAUGAUUGACUCACAGAGCUCACAGGAUGGCUCCAAGUCUGCUGGGGAGAAGGGCUUAUACAAAUCAUUAAGUGAUGAGGAGAUUCUGGCCCAGGCUCUUACCUUUGUCUUUGCUGGUUAUGAAACCACCAGCUCCACCCUCAGCUACGUCUCCUAUCACCUGGCCAUGCACCCUGAUGUGCAGAAGCGACUCCAGGAUGAGAUCGAUGCAAACUUGCCCAACAAGGCUGCUCCUACAUACGAUGCAGUUAUGCAGAUGGACUACCUGGACAUGGUGGUGAAUGAAUCCCUGCGGCUGUACCCUGCUGGGGGGCGGAUUGAUCGGAUCUGCAAGAAGACAGUGGAGUUCAAUGGGGUGACCAUCCCAGAGGGCAUGGUGGUCAUGAUCCCAAUCUAUGUGCUUCACCAUGACCCGGCAUACUGGCCCAAGCCAGAGGAAUUCAGGCCUGAGAGGUUUAGUAAAGAAAACAGAGAGAACAUUGACCCCUACACCUACCUGCCAUUUGGGGCCGGCCCCAGAAACUGCAUCGGAAUGAGAUUUGCUCUCCUCGUCGUUAAAGUGGCUGUGGUUGCCCUUCUACAGAACUUCUCUUUCAGACCCUGCAAAGACACUCCGGCUAUGCAGGCUGAAGGGCGCAGAGGUGAAGCAGGAGCAAGUUCCCUCCUUCCCACCCAUUUUUGGGUUUGCAUGGGCUCCCACACUGUGCUGGUGGGAACAGCUGUGCAGAACAGAGCUGCUCAAUGCUGAAGCAAUGCGAUGACUGCUAGGAAUUACCCAUCAGCAUGUCCUGAACACAUGGCACCUCCCUGUGAUGCAGACAGCUCACAGUCUUCUACUGCUGCUCCUAGCUGUGAGCACUGGGUGCCCAGCCCUGACGUGCUUUGCUGCACCACCUGCCACCAAAGGUCAUGCCAUUAAUGUGUUUUGCUCACUAGGUGAGCUUGGAGAUUGAAACAGAGGGAGCACAAGUGUAUUCAAAGGACGUUUGCUGUAUGAAACAAAAAUACUCAUAGAAUUAUUACUUGGCACAAGUGCUCGGCUGGAAUCUCUGCAGGUUCAGAUUGCUACUCAACUGCUAACCUGGAGGUGAAAGACUGUAAUAGUCCAUUAACAAUGCAGUGACCUAUCCACCCUCCUCCAAGUCUAAUGACAUUUUUCUAGUCCUCUGCAAUCCAUAAAAUUGAUUAUUUUUAUA
Lagopus leucura (white-tailed ptarmigan) is the source of this 2052-nucleotide messenger RNA. RefSeq names its product cytochrome P450 3A21-like. Gene Ontology annotation, biological process: steroid metabolic process; oxidative demethylation. The record is from RefSeq and is a predicted model, not a curated record. Gene Ontology annotation, molecular function: testosterone 6-beta-hydroxylase activity; oxidoreductase activity, acting on paired donors, with incorporation or reduction of molecular oxygen; iron ion binding. Lineage: Eukaryota; Metazoa; Chordata; Aves; Galliformes; Phasianidae. The transcript has 13 exons. The coding region runs from base 36 to 1604 and encodes 522 amino acids.